Molecule: messenger RNA, 3237 nt
Organism: Schistocerca piceifrons (Central American locust)
Lineage: Eukaryota; Metazoa; Arthropoda; Insecta; Orthoptera; Acrididae
Product: alpha-2B adrenergic receptor-like
Exons: 6
Coding region: 1-1101 (366 amino acids)
Biological process (GO): adenylate cyclase-activating adrenergic receptor signaling pathway
Cellular component (GO): membrane
Molecular function (GO): G protein-coupled amine receptor activity
Source: RefSeq, a predicted model, not a curated record
AUGGCAGAGCUGAGCAACGAUAUUGGCUACGUGCUGUACUCGGCGCUGGGCUCGUUCUACAUCCCGAGCUGCAUCAUGGUGUUCGUCUACAUCCGCAUCUACUACGCGGCCAAAGCGCGCGCGCGCCGCGGCAUCCGCAAGCCGCCGCGGCGACCGCCGCCCGACGACAAGUGCACCUCCUUCACCACGACGCCCGCCUCGCCCGCGGGUACGGCGUUUGCAGGUGCUGGCGGCAGCGGCGGCGGCGGCGCGUCUCCGCAGCGCGGCCUGGUGGUGCAGGGCGGCGUGACGCUGGAGCAAGGGGGCGGCGGGGGCAUCGCCACGAUCGCGCAGCCCGCCUCGGCGCCCGUCGCCAUCCCCAUCGUGACGUGCGACCUCGCGUCCGACCUCAGCAUCAGCGACAACGCGCCCGACAACGGCGACUCCGCGGCCGACGGCGGCCAGGCCUCUGCCACCUGCUACCUGCAGGCGCCCGCCAAGGACACCCUCAGGUUAGCUGACACGGGCACCUCGUGUGGCCGGCAGGUGUCGCGGCUGUCGGCGUGCCGGCUGAGCGGCUCGACGCUGUCGGUGAACGGCGACGUGGUGGCGCGCUGCCGGGCGCCCAGCGUCGGCAUCGACACCGACCUCGUCAGCGAGUUCGACCCCUCCAGCUCGGACUCGGGCGUCAUCAGCCGCUGCGCCGUCGUCAAGCCGCUCAAGCUGCGCCUCUGCGAGCCCAUCUUCGGCGGCCGCAAGUCCAAAGCGGCGGGCAAGAGGCCAGGCGUCGAGACUGCUACAAUGGCAAAGGAGUAUUUGGUUAAUGUGGUUGCGCCUCAGAAGCCGCGCGACCCCGAGCGCGAGAAGCGCCGCCUAGCCCGGAAGAAGGAGAAGCGCGCCACGCUCAUCCUGGGCCUCAUCAUGGGCUCCUUCAUCGCCUGCUGGCUGCCCUUCUUCUUCCUGUACAUCCUGCUGCCACUGUGUCCCGGCUGCGACAUCCCAGACAGCGCAUUCGCCACCGCCUUCUGGCUCGGCUACACCAACUCAGCGCUCAACCCCGUCAUCUACACCAUCUUCAACAAGGACUUCCGCAGGGCGUUCCGCAGGAUCCUCUUCAAAUGAUGUUUGUUUGUGGUUUGCUGCUGGCUUUGCGCCCGCUGCCGGCGGGGGCGCGAUGCCCAGGGCAAACCCGGAAAAGAUAAGCACCACCACCAACAUCAGCAGCAUCCGCAGCGGAGGUGAUGUGUCGUCGCCCCGGCUGCAGCGUCCACCACUGGGCCCCCUCACGCGUCGCCAAGUGACGGCGGUGGACGUCAAGUGCAAGUUGUACGCCGCCGAUAGUCACAGCCCGGACAUAAAAAGCGACGGCGUCCGAGUCGCUGAGCUGUUCAUGUUCCUAGCGGCAUGGAGGAAACCGCAAGACAAGCUUGGGAUCACAAAACAAAAGAUAAGCCAAGACGAAACACCAUCUUUAUUAUAACGUGACACGCAUACAGCAAUAACUAGGCUAAGGUGUAGUUUUCGUACAAGUUGCCACCCGCCCCAUAUAAAGAGAAACGCCGCUGUAGAGUACGUGUGUACUGGUGAGUGGAGACAUAAAUUUAAAAUGUGGCCUGUAUCGCCUUGACACUGGACGUGUUUGAGGAUAAUUUCCUGCGAGGAGUUUGCUCUCGCACUGCCAGCUCUGGCAAUCAGGACAACUUUGUUUCAGUUAUAUAGUUUUACUACGCCUGGAAGAAUUAUUCAAGUUAUUCUAAAGAUGGUGUACAAACAUAUUCCUCUAUUACGUUAACAUUCAUACUGCAAAUACCACAGCCGGAACCAUUAGCUCACUAAAAAACGUUUUCCGAGUCCUCGUGAUCUCAUUGUAGGACAGAACCAACAGGAAAAAAAUUCCAUUCAUUUACUAUUGUAUCACCUACCUCGGUUGUCCAUGAAAGUGAUAAAAACUACUAUGAAAUUAUUUGUCCUCAGUCACCCCACGACAGUAGCUAGGCAACACGCAGAAACAGAAUUUGUUGUUUUAUAUUUUGUAUACAGUUUUCCCAAUAUUUCAUACAACACAUCAGUGAAUGACUAGGAAGUAUCUGAAACACUGAAUCAGGUACAAAAAUCACUAUAAACUUGAAAAACACAGAGCAGAAAUUUUUCACAGUGUCAUCGAGACGUGUGCGAUCAGCUUGUUCUGAUGUUAACUCGCUUAUAACCAAAGUCAAUCAAAGAACAGUGUAUGUACCACAUACCAACCCUGUUAGCGUGUCAAAGUUACGCACUUAAUUUACAUGCACCUUGUCAGCAGAAGAUGAAACUAUUGCAUGUUUAGAAUUCUACACAUCAUAACGCCAUAAUAACAACAAAUAAUUCAGAGCAUAUUUUUUUAUGAAGUUUAGCAAGUUCUUGCUACACACUCUUGUUUAGACAGUGAUCGUAUAAAUCUUUUAUUAAGUAUUUCAAUAAGGUGUUAAUUUGUAAGUGACUGUCAUCUGACUCUUAACUUUGCUUCAAGUUUUAGACCUUUUCGGCUGACAACGAGAUGAAAAACAACAUAUUUCUGAAUAAAUAAAGAAGUGUUUGUUAAGUAAUGUAAAUGUUAAUACUCUGUAUGAUAACUGCCAUCAUCGUCAACCAUCUCUAUGUCAUCAUAGAACAGAGUAGCGAUCAUUGUGUUCCUCUCCAUUGUUAUAGCGCCACAGCACUACGAAUUAUGAAACAUUGUUUUAAACAAAGUUAAGACAAAUAAGCCUCCUGGAUAAUGUUUUUAAAUUGAACGUUCCAACUGAAUCAGAAACUUCUUCUUUUCGUUAACGGACCAUCUAGGGCUCCAAUAACUUUCUCUUUAUCGUUGUAUGAAGAGUGGAUGAUUGUUAAUUCAGCAGUUGUAAUUUUUUUAAUAAUCUUGAAAAUGCCCUGAUUUUUAAAUUCAAAUAGCAUGUAGUGCAUACAUUUUAUGGCGAUAAGAAUGAAAGAUGGUUUAUUCUUUUAUCACCACCAAUUGCUAGUACAAUCAUUGAGGACACACUCACAGAAGUGAAUGUAUCUUUUGUACUACGUCCAGUGUGUAAAUGUUUUGACUGAAUACUUGUUGUUGCCUUAAAACGACGUAAUGGGGGACUUAAAGGAUGCUAGUUAUCUCUCUUUCAAAACGACGUUUCGAUAUUUCUUGGCAAAAAUUACCUGUUGUCUCAGUUUCUUUUCGUUAUCGUAUCGUUUACUCCAUACUCAUCCUUUUAUACAUUAUCAUGACUUUCAUUCUAUGAA